UUAGACUUUCCUGAAGUUGAGAAUGUGACGUUUGAACUAAGACCAGCCAGCCUAUUUAAAGUCAAACCUGCAACUGUAAACACAAGUUUAUGAGAGCUAUUUCAAUGGUCUAAUUUAAACAAAGUGGCUGUUUUCCUGCACAGCCGUUAAUGAGAUAAACUCUUACGUCUUCAGCUAAUCUUGUUUGAGGAUCAGGGAGUCAUCAGUCAAAUCCCCAUAAGACCAGUCGGUGACAGCGGUGUAUAGCCUACAUGUACUGAAGUACUGGAAGCAAUGCAACGAAUGGAUACUAUCAGCUAAUUGUGUCUACAGGAGAUACCACUUGCAGGUGAGUCCCAUGGUUUUAUUAUAGGCAUGUACAGUGAAUUGUGUUCAUUUGCACUUUUGCACAGAAACAAGACGGAUUUGUAGAAGACUAUGUUGAUUUAAGGUGCUAACUGUAAAUUGAGGUAUAUGACGUUCAGGUGCUUUUACUUCGACAUGUAAAAAAAGAAAUGAAGGCAACAUGAAAAAAUAUGGUGAUUCUGUGUUGCAGAUAAAAACCUCAUUCCUGGACUUUGAAAGAGUCAAGGCAUCAGCGUAUAAUCCCGUGAGCUGUCACAAAGCCUGGGAAACCCCACCUGCUACUCCACACAAACAACAUCCGCACGGGACAACUCUUGAAAUGGAUUCCCUAAUGUCGCUGGGUGCCCCUCUGAAGCAGUUCACCAGCUGUGUGUCAGGGAAGCCCACCUCCACCAAGAGAGCGGCCAAGGGUAGCCAGUCUGUCCGCAGGCUCAGCUUCACCCGCAGGAAGAGCGUCAGUCGGAGGAGAAGCCUUCCCUGCAGCAACCAGAAAGUCCCCGACUCCUGGCUGAAACUGUACCAGGAUGACCUGAAGAGAGAAAGGAAACGUCAGCAAGCCAUACUGGCCAAGAAGAACGCAGAGAGGACAGUUAGAAAAACUCACUUCAGGAGCCACCACUGUCUCCCAAGGCAGACCACCACUGCCAGAAAACCAGCCCCAGUGAAGGACGAGUCCUUCUUCGGAGCCUUCCAAGGCCUCAGUCUGGAUGGACUGCUGGGAAACGGCAGUGGGUCUCCCGCUGCCUCGAUGCCUGCUGUUAGUGGAGAUCAGUGCAAUGUUAUGUGAGGAACAUUUAAGGACAGACUGUUCAAAUGAUCCGAAUGCUCAAGAGAUUUGAAGGACAAAGGGCUCAUGGAAGGAAGGUGUUUUGAGUUGAAAAUAAACCUGUAACCCAAGACAAA
This is a messenger RNA of Anarrhichthys ocellatus (wolf-eel), 1248 nucleotides long. RefSeq lists its product as uncharacterized. Bases 506 to 1132 code for a protein of 208 amino acids. The record is from RefSeq and is a predicted model, not a curated record. The transcript has 3 exons. Lineage: Eukaryota; Metazoa; Chordata; Actinopteri; Perciformes; Anarhichadidae.